GAGAGUUCGUAAGAAGGCAUGUUUGGGAAGCACUGAGGUUACGACUGGAUAAAUUAAUCUUUUGGAUUCUCCUUCACUGUGGAGGCAUACGAGAAAAGCAGAGUUUAUGUCACGAAUUCAAGAUAAAACACAACUCCUCAGACUCCUCCCUCCUCCUCCCUUCGGUUUCUCUCAUCCUCUCCCUCCCCCCCGGUCCUCUAUGCUCAGUUCGGUGUGUGUAUCCUCUUUCAAAGGGCGCAAGGGUGGGAACAAGUCGUCCAACAAAGCAUGUUACAGCGCAGACAUGACUUGUCCGUCGGAAAGCGAGAAAAUCGUGAUAAACUGCGGGGGGGUGCGGCAUGAGACCUACCGGAGCACCCUAAAAACGUUGCCCGGUACCCGCUUGUCGUGGCUCACCGAGCCGGACGCGUUCAGCAACUUCGACUACGACCCCAAAUUAGACGAGUUCUUCUUCGACCGCCACCCGUCAGUGUUCUCCUUCAUCCUCAACUAUUACCGCACCGGGAAGUUGCACUGUCCCAACGAUGUGUGCGGUCCCCUGUUCGAAGAGGAGCUGGCCUUCUGGGGCAUCGAUGAGACGGACGUGGAGGCGUGUUGCUGGAUGAAUUACCGGCAGCACCGGGAUGCGGAGGAGGCGCUGGACAGCUUCGAGACUCCAGAACCGGACGCGCCGGACGACGAGCCGGCGCUGGGCGGUGCGGAUGGGGACUUGAAAAGACUGUGCAUGCAGGAGGACGCAAGGAAAGCAGGCUGGUGGAAAACCUGGCAGCCCCGAAUAUGGGCACUGUUUGAAGACCCGUAUUCCUCCAAAUAUGCCCGGUAUGUGGCAUUUGGCUCCCUAUUCUUCAUCCUCAUCUCCAUCUCCACUUUCUGCAUGGAGACGCAUGAGGCCUUCAACACCAUCCUCAACAAGACAGAGAACGUCACGGUUGGCAACUCGACCCGCGAGGAGAUCGUAUACGAGGUGGUGACUGACAGCUGGUUGACGUACGUGGAGGGCGUGUGCGUCAUCUGGUUCACCAUUGAGGUCCUGCUGCGAGUCACCUUCUGCCCAGACAAGCUUGAGUUCUUCAAGAGCAGCCUCAACAUUAUCGACUUUGUCGCCAUCCUGCCCUUCUACCUGGAGGUGGGCCUGAGCGGUCUGUCCUCCAAAGCUGCCAAGGAUGUCCUGGGGUUCCUCCGUGUUGUCCGAUUCGUCCGUAUCCUCCGAAUCUUCAAGCUGACCCGCCACUUUGUGGGUCUCCGUGUCCUGGGCCACACCCUGCGUGCCAGCACCAAUGAAUUCCUCCUGCUCAUCAUCUUCUUAGCCCUUGGUGUCCUCAUCUUUGCCACCAUGAUCUACUAUGCCGAACGAAUUGGCGCAGACCCAGACGACCCGACAGCCAGCGCCCACACCAACUUCAAGAACAUUCCCAUUGGAUUUUGGUGGGCUGUCGUGACCAUGACCACACUGGGCUAUGGAGAUAUGUACCCAGAAACAUGGUCAGGGAUGCUGGUGGGUGCUCUGUGUGCCUUGGCUGGUGUGCUGACCAUUGCCAUGCCUGUGCCCGUCAUUGUCAACAACUUCGGCAUGUACUACUCUCUGGCCAUGGCCAAACAAAAGCUGCCCAAAAAGAAGAACAAACAUAUCCCCCGAGCACCACAACCAGGGUCCCCCAACUACUGCAAGCCAGAUGCCCUGGCUAUGGCUACCGCAUCACCACAAAGGCUCUUGGGAAACGUCCUAGGUGGAGUGAUGGGGUCUGGAGGCAUUGGGGGUGACUGUCCUCUCGCCCAAGAAGAAAUUAUAGAGAUUAAUAGAGAUUCUAAGCAGAACGGCGACGCGGCCUCGGCCGCCCUGGCUAACGAGGACUGUCCCACCAUCGACCAGGUGCUGAGCCCAGACGAGAGGAGCCCUAUUGGGCGAGGGCCUACCCGGGAACGCUACCAGCAGGACCGCGCCUGCUUCCUGCUCAACACCAGGGAAUUCCGUGCCACAGAUGGGAAUGUGCGGAAAGAGGCAGCAGCCCUGGCACCCAGCCCAGACUCCCCUCUGACUGAGGAUUGGUAUAAGAUGGAAGGGUCUCUGUUACAGCAGGACCUCAAUGCAAACUCCACCUCCUCCUGGAUCAAACCAUAGACCAGAGUGUUAAGUUUCUAGCAUUCGCCUUCUCUCUAAUGAGGAGUCAGUAACCGGUAAACACAAAUUUGAGGCGGGAGCCACGUAAGCGACAGGUGUGACGCGGAUGGACAGUUUAAAGGAGAUCUUUGGGGUGACAAGAGAGAGACCAGAGGUUAAUCAUGAAUUUAAAAAAAUCACAUGGUCUGCUCCUCACGUUGUUACCAAAGCAGCCUCUUGGAACUCCGACCACAUUUUUGACAACUGUCUGACUGACAUUUUUUUUUUCCUUUCUUUUUUCUGUUUUUUGGGCAAACUGACUGAGCAUUGCACUGACACACUUUUGGGAGAGAAAAGGACUCCUGAUUACACAUUCCAGAUGACAUCUCUCUGACAACAUUAUACUCGCCAUCUUGUACGAUGACCAAACUCAGUACCAUCCUCAGUGCUGAACAACUGAGCAACUUCACAACUUUCCGAAAAGAAAAAAAAACAACAACAACAAAAAAACAAACACUUGUCUUCACAAAGGACCGAAUGAACAAUGUAGCAUCUCUGCUAACAUACUGUAGCAUUUGUUGGCUGGGAAAUAACUUGACUUAAUCCAUCCACAGUUCGAAGAGAGGAAUUUAUGCAUUCAAGGGAUCUUUUAGAUGUCAUUUUCCUCUUAGGUUCCUUUCCAGUGAAGAAAAAAAUAUAGAGUACAUGAGAGACAAAGGAUUGGUCUUACUUGUUAAAACUAUUAACAUUCCAAAAAAAGAAAUCGAUGCACUAAAUACAAACAGUGCACAUGAAAUCAACCACAAAUGCACAGUAUUUACCAACACCCACACUAUACUCCCUCAUUCAAGUUUAGCACUUGUAUAGCAUGUUUGCCACUGAACCUAUGUCUUCCAUUCACUUUUAUUAGACUGAAACACUGCCCUCUUCACAAGUACUGAGAUAAUCAAAAACAGCACUAACUAUGAAGUUGAACAAAUGAAGCACAUGUAGCAUCAGCUCAGACAGGUCAUGUAUGGCAUUUACUGUACAUUUAGACUCACCUGAAACAUUCACCACAAGGAAAUGGUGGAAAAAGACUUCUCUUUAUCUCUCAUGUACUGACAUGGGCUCACCCCGAAAAUGCGAUACCAAAGGUCCUGUAGCAAACACUUGCUGAAUGACCUUCUGUAACGUAUCGCAGAUCAAGAGGAAUAUUUCAUUUAGGGUGAGGCUUGUACUCGCCCUCACACUGCCCAUUGCCUAUGUUUGGUACAAACACAUGCCUCUAAAAGUACUUUAACUGCCACUAGCAUCUCAUCUCUAUAUGCACAUUUUAGUACCUUUUCCCAUGUCUGACUGACACAAUGCUCAGUCAUGAGGAGCAAAAAGACUGACUCAAGGAGACAAAACAAAACAAAAAGACAAUUGUCAGUCUUUCUUCGGUAUCAAGGGAUAUUGGCCUGCCUAAAUUACGACGAAAAGGACGCCCCUGCCACGAGGACGCUUUUUACGUCACAUAAAACUGUCCAUUAGCUGGAAAUUCUGUGUUAUUAUUUUUUGAAAGGGACCAAUCAGAUACAUGCUCCUCCUAACACAAAAGGCCGACACUGCCAAUUAGGCACAAGAAUCUCCAGAUGAAUACUGCCCCAUCUCUCUCUUGUCCCUCUUGCUGCCAACGACUGCUGCUCAGGCAAGUCGAUGUCAAGAUAAGGAUGGCCCAUCAGGGGAGCCCUUUAGGCAAAGGGGAAAAUGAGAAGAAAUGGACCAAGAGUAGAGCAAGUGUGGAAGUGUACAAAGAGAACAAAUCUAUAUUUUGAUAAACAAAUCAACUAUCCAUGGCUUCGGAGGAAGUUUCUGAGCAGAAAAAGGUCCAGAAUGGAAGAAAGGAAAAAAAAAAAAAAUCAGAUGCAAAUCUCGAUAGAAUAUUUGGCAUCAUGAAAUGGAGUCAAAGUCCUGGAAAAAAAAAAAGAUGGGAAGUGAAUAUUUUGUUACGAGGAGUGGUUGUUUUCCCCACAAGCACCGGGAAAAUGUUCUUUUGAAAGACAAUGAGCAAUGACAGACUCUUGCCUAUAAAGACAAAGGAUGGACGCUGAGAUAAACAAAUGAAGAAAAAAAAAAAAAAAGAUAAUGCAUUUUUGUAACUUUGUUUACCAGCAUGACUAGUUUGCAUGACUGUCUUUUCUGCAAGCCCUUAGUUGAAGACAAGGGUGCUAGAGAUACAAAAAAGUAUAUAUAAAAUGAAUUAAAAAAAUGUUAUAUGCAAUUAAUGUUUUAAAAAAAGAUUAUAAUCAAAGAGAAGAGCUAUAUUUUGUUUUGAAAAGUUAAAAAAAAUGUGAAUAUUGAAACAUGUAUGUUUGCAAAGUACACCCUGAACUAUGUUUUGUUUGAUGAAAUCUCUCUGCUACUACUGCCCUACAUUCCCAAUUCCAGUGUUUUCGACCGCUGCCACAGUUUUACUUUGUUGUGCAUCAAGCAGUAUAUUUUAUAACCAUUCAGUUGUAACCAUUCGAGACUUUGCCAAACUAUAGCAUUUGCGCAAAGGUUGUUUGUUGUUAACCGCAAAGUCCAUGUUUUCUUCCUUGAAUCAUUUGCACAACUACCGUAGCAGCAGCAGCAGCAGCAGCAGCAGCAGCAACAGCAGCAGCACUUCUAAAAAAAAAAAGAAAAAAAAAGCUCUCCAUACCACAACUUUGACUGCUUGAUUAGUACUCAUAGUUUGCUUUUUUUUUCUUUGGCAAUAAUAUAAGAGUUGUCACAUGAUUGUAGCAGGGCAAACGGAGAACCUCGAGAGUAUCUUCAACGCCUCAGUCAGUGUUAAAGAGAUCUGUAAAGGCCUUGGAUGUCCCAUGGCAGGAUUUUGCUGGGAUAGGCAGUUCUGUUCCACUAGUCCUACGUAGAACAAAAAUGGGAGUACAAGUGCAGGUUAUCCAAUAAAGAAAGAUACUAUACUGGCGAACAAUCAAGAGAGAUUUCAGGUUUGCAUGGAACCAACCGCCAUUCCAAAGUUUGUGUGUGGUUUAAAGGACUCAGGUGUGUCGAUGGUGUGUGUGGAUGUAGGUGUUUUCUUUCUAACAUAAUAAAUUCUAGUAUAUAGAUAACAAUAAUGUGAACACCUCACCGUGAUGUGUAAAAAAACGCAUGCAUUAUGACUUGAUAAUCUCUCGAGGGGGGGAACAGAGUCUUGACAUAUCCCCCUUAGCCUCCUAUCAUCGUUUGUCAUGAAUCCAGUCCUGAUAACUAUGAACACUGUGCCGUGUCGUAGAGCAGAAACGUCUUCCUUCGAGAGGCAACUGAAAACUACUCACACUCGCAGUGUCAGCAUGAGUGUGUAGAGGUAGCUCGUCUUUGUUUUUCUUUUCUAGAUGGUCAGGUCUUUGCGUUCGUCAUUACCCAUGGAGUUACCGUCAUCCAGCUGGCUAGUCGGCAGCUCAUUACAGCACACGACGCAGUCAUGUGAGCACCAAUCAAAGAGACCCAGAGCUUCCAAAAUGAUGUCAGUGAAGUACUUUAAGUGUUGCGAGAAAGAGAGGAUGAGAGAUACCAGUGUCCACCGAGGGGAGAUUGAUUUUAAAAAGCAUUUUAUUGUUGAGUGCUCUCCAGGCACCUCAUCCUUGGUUUGGUAUUCCAAGUGAGUUUCAGGCCCUGCUGGUUCAGGGCUCAGCUCAGGCAGCUGAAUGGUCGUCUGUCCAUUCCCAGUACAUUGCAGUUGGAGGCUCACCAGAAUAUCGUGUGAUGCAGACUACAUAGACUAUUCACGGUCCUAGAGCUUCUGUCUAUUUUCAAAAAACGGUCCGUGGGAUUUUGUUUUGGUCCCUUAUCUUUUUAAAGCUCCCGAUUUUUCCUUUCCCGUUUUGGAAGGCAUUAAGCAACCACGGCUUUUGAUGGUCACAAAGAUCUUUAUGAAUAUUUCAGAGGCAAACUUCGAGCAAUGGUGUGCACACUUGCAAAAACUUUGUGCUUCACCCAGCUGUUUGUGUUUUCAUGGCCGAGUACUGUCCUGUUUUCUCUUUUCUUUCCCUUUGUUUCUCACCGAUACGUUUGCCAUGUCUUCAUUCUCUUCAUUGUGACUGCUCUGCCAGUGCCAGGCUGAAAAAGAUGUCUUUCCUUUUUCUAUUGCAUAAUACUGCCAUUUGAUUUAGUCAUGUUGAACAGAAUGAGUUACAAUGUCGAGAGUGCUAAGUCUGUUUUAUUUUCAAAAGUUUGCAAUCUGUUAUGAAAUGUUAAAGAUUUCCUGUGCAACACUCACAUAACCAAAACGACAAAAAUGCUUUACAUGGUAAGUAGGUGCCACUGUUAACCUCACGGUUACUAUGUGUUGUGAUAAUAUUAUGACACGUCCUCUCUGGGUGUCUAGAAGGUGUUAUGUGGUCCUUGGUUGACACAUUCUAUUGGUUUUCUUUAUGUGCCUGUUUCUGUUCAAUAUGUUUUUCUUAAUUGAGGACAUUGUAUGCAAUCCGCACCACGAAUGCCGCUGAUCGACACUUAACUGUAUGCUCCCUGAGACACAGAUGUUCUGUCAUCAGUUCAGAUGAUUGCAACCACAUGUGUAGUGGCUUUAUGGCUUUCCAUAGAGUGACUUAGCAAUCACAUUAAUCUAAAAAAAAAUUUUUAUUUUACAAAGUGAUAAGACCAGAGUUGUUUUAGAGGAAAUGUUAUCAUACUGAAUAGAUUUUUCUAAUAUAUUUCAUAUCUUAUUUUAAUUAGAAAUAACAUUGCAAACACCACAGAAGUCAUACCGAUAUACAUACAUCUGAUAUUACAGGCUGACAUCAUGCAUUCAUGUAAGCAUUCCAAAGAUAAAAAGAUGUAUGUUCAUUUCACAUGCCAUCACAUUGUAUAAAACAGACUUAGGUACUAGUCCAUUGUACUGCGGUCUUAGUAGGAGAGUGAAUGGGGAGAAGAGGUGGUCACUGGAGUAUCUGGUUGUGACUUAUGCCGGAUUUUAUUUUUGAAAUGUUGGGACACAAAGAACAACUCAUCAAGAACUGUAUAAAGUAUAUUUCAACGGAAUGUUCAUGAUCUAUCUUUUUAUAUUUUGAAGAAAAAAUAGAAACAUAUCAAUAAAGUGUCAUAAUUGAACAUAUUUCUACUAUUGAGACUUAAAAUGUAUGAAUGUCAAUGCGAUCUAAUGUGAACUAAUCUCCAUAGCAGCUUGAAUGAAUAACUGAUUAACAGUCAUGAGAUGCUUUUUCAGAGACAUUACAAAUUGCUUAAAAAUCAUUGAGAUGAACUUAAAAUAAAUGAAAAAGUGACAUCAAUGGCGUGUCAGUUUGUUUAAGCUCUCCAACUGGGGAAAUGUGUGCUCCUGUGCGUACUGACGUCUGUACUGACUGUCACAGUUAACGCUCUUCAUCAGCCUGUCAGGAACAGGGUACCACAACACGGUGAUUGAUCUAAUGUGGCUUGAAGUGUGGACACAACCAAAGUCCAAAGUCUCCCAAGAAACUGAAGGAUGACACAUUAAAUUUGUGACUGGAAGUUCAAGGAUAUGGUGUAUUUUGACGCCAGCGUUUCCAAGAAGGUCCAACUGUCAAGUUUUUUUUUCAGUCGGUGACGGUUGCAUUGAGACAUUCUUAGUGUCUAAAAUAAAGACAUGUCAUAUAAUGGUAAUCUAUAAUUUUGAGGUCAGCUGUGACUGUGACAUGAUAUUUGAGAAUGAUGAGGUGAUGCAAGUGCUGGUUUCCUGCCUCGAUAUCAAAUAACUGUAACAGUAACUUCGAAUAUCCGUGAAAGUGGACACCAACACUUUGGAUCGUAAGGAUCUGAAAAAUGUUUUAACUCACUGGUUCCUGUCCUGACCCCCACUAGGGGUCACCAAAGCUAUAUAGAGAUAUCUAUCUAUCUAUCUAUCUAUC
This is a messenger RNA of Epinephelus moara (kelp grouper), 7935 nucleotides long. RefSeq names its product potassium voltage-gated channel, Shaw-related subfamily, member 3b (gene kcnc3b). The coding region runs from base 107 to 2119 and encodes 670 amino acids. The record is from RefSeq and is a predicted model, not a curated record. The transcript is spliced from 6 exons. Gene Ontology annotation, cellular component: neuronal cell body membrane; dendrite membrane; voltage-gated potassium channel complex. Gene Ontology annotation, biological process: protein homooligomerization; potassium ion transmembrane transport. Lineage: Eukaryota; Metazoa; Chordata; Actinopteri; Perciformes; Serranidae. Gene Ontology annotation, molecular function: delayed rectifier potassium channel activity; protein binding.